AUGCCUCUUCCCACCCGCCAGCUGGGCACCAACGGCCCGCAGGUGACGGCCAUUGGCAUCGGUCUGAUGGGCCUGUCGGUGUUUUACGGCACGAAGCCCUCGGACGAGGAGCGGCUGGCCUUCUUGGACCACGUGUACGCGUCGGGCAACCGGUUCUGGGACACGGCCGACAUGUACGGCGACAGCGAGGCGCUGCUGGGCCGGUGGUUCGCGGCGCACCCGGGCCGGCGGGAGGAGAUUUUCCUGGCGACCAAGUUUGCCAACGCAACGGACGGCAGCGGCGUCAUCCGCACGGACCCGGCGUACGUGCACGAGGCCAACGCACGCAGCCUGCGCCUGCUGGGCGUCGACGCCAUCGACCUCUACUACGUGCACCGCGUCGACGGCACGACGCCCAUCGAGGACACCAUGGCGGCGCUCGUGGACCUCAAGACGCGCGGCGUGAUCCGGCACAUUGGCCUCUCGGAGGUGUCGGCCGACACGAUCCGGCGCGCGCACGCCGUGCACCCCGUGGCGGCCGUGCAGGUCGAGUACAGCCCCUUCAGCCUCGACAUUGAGAGCCCGCAGAUCGCCGUGCUGCAGACGUGCCGCCAGCUCGGCAUCGCCGUCGUCGCCUACGCGCCGCUCGGCCGCGGCAUGCUGACGGGCCAGCUGCGCAGCGUCGACCAGAUCCAGCCGGGCGACUUCCGGUCGUUUGCCCCGCGCUUCUCCGCCGCCAACUUUCCCAAGAACCUCCGGCUCGUCGAGGACCUGACGGCCCUGGCCGCCAAAAAGGGCGUCACGAGCGGGCAGCUGUCGCUGGCGUGGCUGCUGCGGCAGUGGGACAUGGUGAUUCCGAUCCCCGGCACGAAAAAGACGGCGUACUAUGACGAGAACAUGGGCGCGCUGGACGUGACGCUGACGGACGAGGAGGACGCGGCGAUUCGCAAGGCGAUCGAGGCGACCGAAGUUGUGGGCCAGCGCUACGCAGAGUCGUAUGUUCACAAUCUGUUUCGGGACACGCCGAAGAAGGCGUAG
Molecule: messenger RNA, 1017 nt
Organism: Sporothrix schenckii 1099-18
Lineage: Eukaryota; Fungi; Ascomycota; Sordariomycetes; Ophiostomatales; Ophiostomataceae
Product: putative aldo-keto reductase (AKR13)
Exons: 1
Coding region: 1-1017 (338 amino acids)
Cellular component (GO): cytoplasm
Source: RefSeq, a predicted model, not a curated record